GUGAAGUCGAGCACUAUCUAUAGACAGGCACCACUUAGCUUCACCACAUCUCUAUCGUGGCUGCACUGCCUUCAGCAAUGGCGCAAGUCGUUCUCAAGCCGUACGGUACGAGUCGCAUGGGCGUCAAGGAGUGGCAAGUGGCCGAGUCGACGUCUCUCGCGCUCAUCACCGAUGGCGUAUACACCGCCGCCAUGUUCAACACGAGUUUGGAAGAGCUCAACGUCGAGUCCAAAGCGUACAUGAUCCAUGGCACCCAGCUCAUGCGGAAGCAGGUGCACUACCCAAUGUGCGCGGCCACGGUGCUUUGCUUUGCCGGCAUCGCGCUCGGGUCGUCCUUGUCGCUCACAUCAGCGAGCGACGAGGAAAGCGGCUACAGCCCCAUGGAUGGGAUGGCGCCGAUGGUCGCCCCGAUUCUCGGCAUGGUGCUCUGGACGGUCGCGAUCUGCUUCUUCAUGCGGCAUGCACGCAAGCUCACGCGGCAGCUCAAGGAGCGCUUUGACUCGUUUCUCGCCCGCAUCAACGCCCGCGAUAGCUCGUACGGCGUCCAGUGGCAGUACCGCGAGAUCUACCAUCAGGGAGCAGGCGACGACAAUGGCUACACCGAGUACGAGAUCGUCGUCAAGCGGGACGUCGUCGUGCCCUUUGCACUCGCCGUCAAAGUAGUCUCGUAGUCUUCUCAUUGCUGUUGAAGUGGCUUCUUCAUCAAGCUAGAUAAAACGUCGCUACAUAAAAUGGUUAAGCUUUUCUGUGGGCACGCGGUUGAGA
Saprolegnia diclina VS20 is the source of this 765-nucleotide messenger RNA. RefSeq lists its product as hypothetical. The record is from RefSeq and is a predicted model, not a curated record. The coding region runs from base 78 to 671 and encodes 197 amino acids. Lineage: Eukaryota; Oomycota; Saprolegniomycetes; Saprolegniales; Saprolegniaceae. The transcript has a single exon.